UCCGCGAAUUCCCGCAAGAGGGCUCUUAGAUCAAUCAGCUGUGCAAUAUUCGUCGUUGUUUCAUAAUUUAAUAAUUUAUUUUCUUAUCAAUCUCGUGGUGAAAAGUUAUCAAAACAAGCUGAAAAAAAUCUCGAAGUGUGUGAAAAUGUUGCGACAACCUUCCAAAUUAAACGUGUUUGCCAGGUGUAAACAUACAACGAGUAGCAGCAUAGAGCAGAUCCGGGAGCGCCUGGCUGCAGGACCGACUUUCCAGGACUUUGUACAGAACCCCACACAUACACGAAGCGAAUGGGAGGAUUAUGAAGGGAAGCUGCGAAGGGAGAAGAAUGAAACGGAACGCCUGCGGUUGCCGCCGUGGUUGAAGACAACAAUCCCCUCGGGGGCGAAUUUCAGCAAGAUCAAGGCACAGCUGCGGGAAUUGAAGCUCGCCACGGUGUGCGAGGAAGCACGUUGUCCCAAUAUUGGAGAAUGUUGGGGUGGUGGAGAGCAUGGGACGCAAACUGCAACGAUUAUGCUCAUGGGGGACACAUGUACGCGAGGAUGUCGCUUUUGUUCGGUUAAAACAGCCCGAAAUCCACCCCCGCUCGAUCCGGGAGAACCCGAAAAAACCGCCAAAGCCAUCGCCAGUUGGGGAUUAGACUACAUUGUUCUCACAUCCGUUGACAGGGAUGAUCUCCCGGACGGUGGAGCCACACACAUUGCUACAACAGUCAAGGAGAUUAAGAAGCGCAACGGAAAUAUCUUCGUUGAGUGCCUCGUUCCGGACUUCCGGGGUAAUUCAGACUCUGUGCGCGUUAUUGCAAAUUCCGGCCUUGACGUGUAUGCCCACAACAUUGAGACAGUGGAAGCACUAACGCCCUUUGUGCGAGAUCGCCGUGCAAACUACCGGCAAACCCUCAAGGUUCUCAAGGAAGCCAAGGAAGUGAAUCCCAAUCUCGUGACAAAGUCCUCAAUUAUGCUGGGUCUCGGUGAGACUGAUGAGCAAAUUGAGCAAACACUGAAGGACCUCCGGGAGGCAGGAGUGGACUGUCUCACCCUGGGGCAGUACAUGCAGCCCACGAAAAGGCAUCUCAAGGUCAAUGAGUACGUUACACCGGCUAAAUUCAAAAUGUGGGAGGAGAAAGGAGCCCAAUUGGGUUUCCUCUACACUGCAAGUGGUCCCCUGGUGCGGAGUUCGUACAAAGCUGGGGAAUUCUUCAUUACCAGCAUCCUCAGAGGACGCCGCGAAAAGUCUGCAUGCACGACAGAACAAUGAUGAGCUUUUCCAUGGAGAAUUAUUGUAAAUUUACUUUAGUGCAAGAAAAUCUCGAAAGAGGGAGUAAGGAAGAAAUAAAGUGAAGAAUCAAGCCCUUGCUCCUGUGCUGGUCACAAACAAAUGUCCGGAAGAUUCCUUUCUCUCCUCUUUCAGUUUUUUUUGUUAUGAAAUUUAUUUUGUUUGUUUGUUCAAAAGAACUUUGCACCGAAGCUCCACAUGGAAAAGCAAAAUUGUACAAAAAUAAAUUCAACCAAUAAAAGUUCAGCUCUAGUUUAUCAACCAAUCAGAGAGA
Molecule: messenger RNA, 1547 nt
Organism: Lutzomyia longipalpis
Lineage: Eukaryota; Metazoa; Arthropoda; Insecta; Diptera; Psychodidae
Gene: Las
Product: lipoyl synthase, mitochondrial
Exons: 2
Coding region: 146-1255 (369 amino acids)
Biological process (GO): lipoate biosynthetic process
Cellular component (GO): mitochondrion
Molecular function (GO): 4 iron, 4 sulfur cluster binding; lipoate synthase activity
Source: RefSeq, a predicted model, not a curated record